AUGAGUUUCAGGGAAGAGAAUGAAGAGGGAAGGGAUCUAAAGAAGCCAUUUCUUCAUACAGGAAGCUGGUAUCGUAUGAGUGGAAGACAAUCCAGUUUGUUUGGAUCCACACAAGCCAUUCGUGACUCCUCUAUCUCUGUCUUUGCUUGUGUUCUCAUUGUUGCUUUGGGUCCUAUUCAGUUUGGCUUUACCGCGGGUUAUACAUCACCUACCCAAUCUGCUAUAAUCACUGAUCUAGGCCUCUCAGUUUCUGAGUUCUCUUUGUUUGGUUCUUUGUCCAAUGUGGGUGCCAUGGUUGGAGCAAUAGCUAGUGGCCAAAUUGCUGAGUAUAUAGGGCGCAAAGGGUCUUUGGUUAUUGCAUCUAUUCCAAAUAUUAUUGGUUGGCUUCUCAUCUCAUUUGCUAAAGAUUCUUCUUUUCUCUAUAUGGGAAGGUUGUUGGAAGGGUUUGGCGUGGGAAUAAUAUCUUACACUGUUCCGGUAUAUAUAGCUGAGAUAUCGCCUCAAAACUUGAGGGGAGGUUUGGUUUCAGUUAACCAGCUCUCUGUCACCAUUGGAAUUAUGCUGGCUUAUCUGCUGGGGCUUUUUGUUCAAUGGAGAAUCCUUGCAGUUCUAGGAAUUUUACCAUGUACGUUAUUGAUACCUGGUCUAUUUUUCAUUCCCGAAUCUCCUAGAUGGCUGGCAAAAAUGGGCAUGACAGAAGAAUCUGAAACUUCCUUGCAAGUGCUCCGUGGGUUUGAUACUGAUAUUUCUGUCGAAAUGAAUGAUAUUAAGAGGGCUUCUGCAUCGACAAACAGAAGAACUACAAUUCGAUUUUCAGAACUCAGACAAAGAAGAUAUUGGCUUCCCUUAAUGAUUGGAAUCGGACUGCUUAUCUUGCAACAGCUUUCUGGAAUUAAUGGUGUUCUUUUUUAUUCCAGUACCAUCUUUCAAAAUGCUGGAAUUAGUUCGAGUGAUGUAGCUACAUUUGGAGUUGGUGCAGUUCAGGUUCUUGCCACCAGUCUAACUUUGUGGUUGGCAGACAAAUCUGGUCGGCGGCUUCUACUUAUUGUCUCUUCAGCUGGAAUGACUUUUAGUCUCUUAGUUGUUGCAAUCGCAUUCUACCUGAAGGGUUAUGUGUCAGAGAAUUCUUCUUUAUAUGGUAUAUUGAGCCUAUUGUCGGUGGCUGGAGUUGUGGCCAUGGUUAUUGCAUUCUCUUUGGGAAUGGGAGCUAUGCCAUGGAUUAUAAUGUCUGAGAUUCUUCCGAUUAACAUUAAAAGCCUUGCUGGAAGUGUUGCAACACUUGCCAAUUGGUUCUUUUCGUGGUUGGUUACAUUGACAGCAAAUUUGCUCUUGGACUGGAGCUCUGGAGGAACCUUCACCAUUUAUACAGUAGUAUGCGCUUUGACCGUAGGAUUUGUUUCCAUUUGGGUCCCUGAAACAAAGGGGAAAACUCUAGAAGAAAUCCAAUUGUCUUUCAGAUGAAGUUUUUUCU
Molecule: messenger RNA, 1471 nt
Organism: Gastrolobium bilobum
Lineage: Eukaryota; Viridiplantae; Streptophyta; Magnoliopsida; Fabales; Fabaceae
Product: sugar transporter ERD6-like 6
Exons: 18
Coding region: 1-1461 (486 amino acids)
Biological process (GO): transmembrane transport; carbohydrate transport
Cellular component (GO): membrane
Molecular function (GO): sugar transmembrane transporter activity
Source: RefSeq, a predicted model, not a curated record